This is a messenger RNA of Benincasa hispida (wax gourd), 6347 nucleotides long. RefSeq names its product RIBOSOMAL RNA PROCESSING 5. Lineage: Eukaryota; Viridiplantae; Streptophyta; Magnoliopsida; Cucurbitales; Cucurbitaceae. The record is from RefSeq and is a predicted model, not a curated record. Gene Ontology annotation, cellular component: nucleolus; small-subunit processome; nucleus. Gene Ontology annotation, biological process: rRNA processing. Gene Ontology annotation, molecular function: RNA binding; protein binding.
AAAGAAAGAAAGAAAGAAAGAAAAGGAAACCCUCCCCUAAACCCUUUCAGCCUCCGCUUACUCUCUCACUUCCUCGCCUCCACCUUCUCUUCUUCUUCACGCCCUCUCCUCCUCCUUUUCGGCAGCUCAGUGUCGUCGGCCCCGGAGUCGCUUCUCUCUGGUUGAUUGCGGCCGUCGCGCCUUUCUUCUUGUGUUGUUGUGCAGAUGGCACCGCCUUCAAGAAAAUCACAGGAUGGCUCAAAGUUCAAUAAGCAUUCCAAGAAGCCAUUUAAGUCGAAGAAGAAAACAAGUGAAAUAGCUCAAGCCGAAACUAUAUCGCUGCAGAUUGAAGAUGAUGUUCCUGACUUUCCUAGAGGUGGAGGAGGUUAUUUAAGCCAAAAAAAGGGGGAUAAAGUACGUGCCCAAGGAGAUAAGGAGUUUCAGAAUGAUAAUCUGAAGACGACAACAAAAAGAGGAAAGAUGAGAAGAAAACAUCCGUCAAAUGGGGAUGAUUUGGAAUCCUUGUUGAACAAUGGUGUGGUGGGAAACCUUCCUAAAUAUGCAAAUAAGAUAACUUUGAAGAAUAUAAAUCCAAGAAUGAAAUUUUGGGGAGUUGUUGCCGAAGUUAAUAAGAAGGAUCUUGUUAUUAGUCUACCGAGGGGCUUACGUGGAUUAGUGUCUGCUGCUGAUGCCUUUGAUCCAAUUUUGGAAAAAGAAAUCGAGGAUCCAGAGCAUAAUUUACUUCCUGUCAUGUUCCAUGUUGGGCAACUGGUUCCAUGUGUUGUGCUGCAAGUGGAUGAUGACAAGAAAGAAUCAGGGAAGAGAAAGAUCUGGCUUUCAUUACGUUUAUCUAUAUUGUACAAAGACUUCACAUUGGACCUUCUUCAAGAAGGAAUGGUUCUAACAUCAUAUGUGAAAAGCAUUGAAGAUCAUGGCUACAUUCUUCAUUUUGGUUUGACUUCUUUCACUGGGUUUUUGCCAAAGACCAAACAAUCUGAUCAACCUGGGAAUGAAGUGCAAGUUGGGCAACUUCUUCAAUGUGUUGUUAGAAGCAUUGACAAAACUCGUAAAGUGGUUUAUUUUAGCUCUGAUCAAGAUAUUGUGUCCAGCAGUGUGGCGAAGGAUCUAAAAGGUAUUUCAAUCGACCUUCUCAUCCCUGGCAUGAUGGUUAGUGCACGAGUACAAUCAACCCUUGAAAAUGGGAUCUUGCUGUCCUUUCUCACUUAUUUUAAUGGAACUGUUGAUAUGUUUCACUUGCAAAAUAGUUUUCAUUCUUCAAAUUGGAAAGAUUAUUACAACCAAAACAUGAAGGUGAAUGCUCGGAUAUUAUUUAUUGAUCCUUCAACUAGAGCUGUGGGGUUGACAUUGAUUCCACAUCUCAUUCAUAACAAGGCUGCACCUCCACAUGUGAGAAUUGGUGAUAUAUAUGAUUCUGCAAAAGUUGUUAGGGUUGAUAGAGGUUCCGGCCUGCUUCUUGAAGUAACAUCUUCUCCGGAAUCAACUCCAACAUUCGUUAGUGUAUCUGAUAUGGCUGAAGAGGUCGUGAAAAAGAUUGGAAAGAAGUUUAAAGAGGGGAGUCAUGUUCGUGUUCGUAUUCUUGGCUUUAGACAUUUGGAGGGACUUGCAAUUGGGACUUUGAAGGCCAGUGCCUUUGAAGGUCCAGUGUUUUCCUACUCAGAUGUGAAGCCUGGGACGUUGAUACGUGCUAAAGUCAUAGUUGUCGAUGAUUUUGGUGCUAUUGUGCAAUUUCCUGGCGGUCUUAAAGCUCUGUGUCCUCUUAGUCACAUGUCUGAGUUUGAAAUUGCUAAACCUCGGAAAAAAUUCAAGGUUGGGGCUGAAUUGAUUUUCCGUGUGCUUGGUUGCAAGUCCAAGAGAAUAACUGUUACACACAAGAAGACGCUCGUAAAAUCAAAAUUGGAGGUUCUUAGUUCAUAUGCUGAUGCUACUGCAGGAUUAGUGGCCCAUGGCUGGAUAACGAAGAUUGAAAAACAUGGUUGCUUUGUCAGGUUUUACAAUGGGGUUCAAGGUUUUGCUCCUAGAUUUGAGCUUGGAAUAGAACCUGGUUCUGAUCCAAGUUCAACAUAUCAUAUCGGUCAAGUCAUCAAAUGUAGAAUAACAAGUUCUACUCCCUCCUCCAAGCGAAUAAGCCUUAGUUUUGUAAUGAAGCCUGCGAGGGUAUCUGAGGACACAAAGGUUGAGUUGGGUCAUAUUGUAACGGGUGUGGUUGAUGAAAUAACUGAGACCCAUGUAACAUUGUAUGUUAAUAGAUCCGGUUACUCAAGGGGAAGAAUAUCCAUGGAACAUCUGUCAGAUCAUCAGGCACAUGCCUCUUCGAUGAAGUCCGUGUUGAAGCCUGGAUAUCAAUUUGAUCAACUCCUUGUACUGGAUAUUGAAGGCCAAAAUUUAAUCCUCUCUGCAAAACAAUCUCUAAUCAAUUUGGCUCAUGUGCUUCCAUCUGACCCGAGUCAAGUAAAGCAAUAUUCUGUUAUCCAUGGAUUCAUUUCUAACAUAAUAGAAAGAGGUUGUUUUGUUCGCUUUCUAGGACGUUUAACUGGCUUUUCUCCACGAAAUAAGGCUAUGGAAGACCGGAAAUUGGAUUUACAGGAAGCUUUUUACAUUGGGCAAUCUGUUCGGAGUAGUGUAGUUGAUGUUAGUGGUGAAACGGGUAGAAUCACACUUUCUUUGAAGCAGUCAACUUGCUUUUCAACCGACGCCUCUUUUAUACAGGAAUUCUUUUUGACGGAAGAGAAGAUUGCAAAGCUCCAAUCAUUGGAUGAAUCAAACUGGGCAGAAGAAUUUUCAAUUGGUAGUGUGGUUGAGGGAGAAGUUCAAGAGGUCAAGGAUAUUGGAGUUACUAUCAGCUUUGAGAAGUACCAUGAUGUUUUUGGUUUUAUUGCACUCCAUGGAUUGAGUGGGUCCAUAGUGGAAACAGGUUCUACUAUUCAGGCUGCUGUUCUUGAUGUCUCUAAAACUGAACGGCUUGUUGAUUUAUCCUUAAAACCUGAAAUAGUUGAUAACUGGAUGGCAAACAAUUCUAGCCGGCAAACUAGUAGGAAGAAACGAAAGGCAGAAGCAUUGAAGGACUUAGAGAUGAAUCAGACUGUGCAUGCUGUAGUGGAAGCUGUGAAGGAGAACUAUCUGGUCCUUUCAUUGCCAGAGUUUGGUUAUGCUAUCGGUUAUGCAUCAACAUAUGAUUACAAUACCCAAAGGCUUCAUCAGAAGCAAUUUACAAUCGGACAAAGCGUUGUUGCCUCAGUUGUGGCUCUUCCAUGUCCGUCAACAUUUGGGAGGCUGCUACUGCUUCUAAAGUCAAUAAGUGAGGGCAUUGUUACACCUGGUUCAAAACGGUCAAAGAAGAACUCUUCACGUGAAGUGGGAUCUCUGGUUCAUGCAGAGAUCAUUGAUAUUCAGCCCCUUGAAAUGAGAUUAAAAUUUGGAACUGGAUUACGUGGAAGAGUUCACGUGACAGAGUGUUGUGCACAGGUUAGUAAUAUGCUUGAUGAAACUUCAGAAGCUCCAUUUAGUAACUUCAGGGUUGGGCAAACCGUAGUUGCAAGGAUUGUUGCAGAGGCAAAUCACUCAGCUAACAAAAAGAAGGGCUGCCUAUGGGAGUUGUCUGUAAAACCUGACGUUCUUAAAGAUUUUAGUGUUGUGGGAGGCGUGAUUGCGAAUGAAGAUUUGGGGUUUUCGAUUGGACAACGAAUCAAUGCUUAUGUAAGCAAUGUAAAUGGUGACUGGGCAUGGUUAGCUGUUACUCGGCAAGUUACUGCCCAACUAUUUAUUCUUGAUAGUUCUUCGGAACCUAGUGAGCUUCAAGAAUUUUCCAAGCGCUACUAUGUUGGAAGGGCUGUUUCUGGAUACAUAUCUAACAUUAAUGGAGAGAAAAAAAUCUUACGGCUGGUUUUGCAUCACUUAUCUGGUACCUCAACAGGAGAAGGUGACCAAGAAAAUUUGAAGAUUAGUAAUUUGCAGACUGACGUUAGUAAGAAACAUACAUGUCAUUUCAAUGAAGGAGAGAUUGUUGGGGGAAGAAUAUCAAAAAUUCUUCCAGGUGUUGGUGGACUGCUUGUGCAAAUUGGUCCCCAAUUGUUUGGCAGGGUUCAUUAUACAGAACUUACAGACUGUUUAGUGCCUGAUCCGUUGUCUGGAUAUAAAGAAGGACAAUUUGUCAAGUGCAAGGUUAUAGAAAUUACCCAUGCAGUCAAAGGUACAAUACACAUUGAUUUGUCACUGCGGUCUUCAGCUGGCAUACUCUGUCAGAAAAAUGUUGAAUGCAGUAACCAUGAAAACAUUGCUUCUGGACGAGUGAGGAUAGAAGAUAUUCAUUCUCACAUGGAGGUCCAGGGUUAUGUGAAAAAUGUAUCACCGAAAGGAUGCUUCAUUUUGCUGUCACGAGGCUUGGAGGCAAAAAUUCUCCUAUCUAAUCUAUCUGACGGAUAUAUUGAUAAUCCUGAAAAAGAGUUCCCCGUCGGGAAACUUGUUCGUGGAAGGAUAUUAUCUGUUGAGCCCUUAUCAAAGAGAGUUGAAGUUACCCUGAAGUCUGUGACUGAAAGUGGUGCAUUGAGAGAAAGUAAUGAUGAUUUAAGAAGUUUUUCUGCUGGAGAUAUGAUAUCUGGAAGGAUUAAGCGGGUGGAGUCAUUUGGUCUAUUCAUCAGCAUUGAUAAUACGGAUGUGGUUGGGCUGUGUCAUGUAUCAGAAGUUUCAGACGAUCCUAUUGAGAACCUAGAAUCCAGAUACCAUGCUGGGGACAUGGUGAAAGCAAAAGUAUUAAAGGUUGAUGAAAAAAGACAUCGGAUUGCUCUGGGAAUGAAGAGGUCAUACAUUGGAGAAACAAGUGAAAUUCGUACAAAUCUGGAAGAAGAGCAUGAAGAUGCCACUGAUGGUGACGAUUUCAUUGGUGAUACUAGGCUGUCAAUGGAUCUUGAUAGCAAUUCAACAAAGUUCAAGGAUAUGGAUGACUUUGACAAUAUUGAACCUGAACAGCCACUUAGGCUAGCAGAAUCAAGGGCUUUUGUUCCUCCACUUGAGGUCACUCUUGAUGAUAUAGAUGAAACUGACAUAGUUACUUUACGGUCUGAGAAUAAAGAGCUGACGAGUGGUACAGAUUCUAGGGAAAAGAAUGAUAGACGGGAGAAGAAAAAGGCUAAAGAAGAAAGGGAAAUGGAAGUGAGGGCUGCUGAGGAAAGAUUAUUGCAGAAUAAUUUACCAACUACUGUUGAUGAAUUUGAAAAGUUGGUUCGAAGCUCUCCUAAUAGCAGUUUUGUUUGGAUUAAGUAUAUGGCGUUCGUGCUCUCUAUGGCUGAUAUAGAGAAAGCCCGAGCAAUAGCUGAGAGGGCUUUGAGGACAAUCAAUAUUCGGGAAGAGAAUGAAAAGCUCAACAUCUGGUUGGCUUACUUCAAUCUUGAAAAUGAAUAUGGGAAUCCUAAAGAGGAUGCUGUUACUAAAAUCUUUCAACGAGCGUUGCAGUGCAAUGAUCCCAAGAAGGUUCAUUUAGCAUUGCUUGGAAUGUACGAGAGGACAGAGCAACUUAAGUUGGCUGAUGAGCUCCUGGAUAAAAUGAUAAAGAGGUUCAAGCAUUCCUGCAAGGUUUGGUUAAGGCGGAUGCAAAGUUUGUUAAAGAAUGGACAAGUUGAAAUUCAAUCAAUUUUGAACCGUGCCCUCCUUUGCCUUCCAAAACGUAAGCACAUUAAAUUUAUCUCACAAACAGCCAUCCUUGAAUUCAAAUGCGGGGUGGCAGAUCGAGGUCGGUCAAUGUUUGAAGGAAUUCUUCGAGAGUAUCCAAAGAGAACGGACCUGUGGAGCAUCUAUCUUGAUCAAGAAAUUCGUCUUGGAGAUGCAGAUAUGAUUCGUGCCCUUUUUGAGAGGGCAACUAGUUUAUCUCUUGCUCCCAAGAAGAUGAAGUUCUUAUUUAAAAAAUAUUUGGAAUAUGAAAAGUCUGUUGGCGAUAAAGAACGAAUCGAAUCCGUGAAGCAGAAGGCACUGGAGUAUGUUGAGAGUACAUUAGCCUAAUGAUGUAAAACUCUCUAGAGUGGAUAUUGAUAGAGUAAAUAUCACUUCACCAGAAAGCUAGCGUUGGUUAGGUAAGAUUUCAGACAACCCCCCACAUUUUUGUUAGCUGUGACAGUGGAGGGUUUGUCACUUUGUAUGAGUAAUUUCCCUUUCAAGUUCUUAGUGAGAUAGUAAUCUGAGAAAGUUGGAUUCCAAUUUUGUAUUAUAUCCAGUUUCUUUGACAAUUACAGCAAAAACAAGUGGGUUCACUAUUUGCUCGUUUCAGUGAAAGAAUGGUUCAUGUAUUUUAUUUAUUCUUAAGUGGUAUGAUAUAAGCCUGAAACCCCCCAUUGCACUUUGUGCUUUGUGGUCACAAAAAA